Candidozyma duobushaemuli is the source of this 3159-nucleotide messenger RNA. RefSeq names its product Ist2p (gene IST2). The transcript has a single exon. Gene Ontology annotation, molecular function: chloride channel activity. Gene Ontology annotation, cellular component: cortical endoplasmic reticulum. NCBI's taxonomy places the organism in Eukaryota, Fungi, Ascomycota, Pichiomycetes, Serinales, Metschnikowiaceae. Gene Ontology annotation, biological process: chloride transmembrane transport. The record is from RefSeq and is a predicted model, not a curated record. Bases 1 to 3159 code for a protein of 1052 amino acids.
AUGUCCCUUCAGAGUCUCGAGCCUGACUUUGCCAUUGGCAUCAAACGUCACAACUUGCCUGCAAAGGACGAAAAGGCCAGACAAGCAGCCUCCAAUGACGAUUCCAAUUUGCAGUUGCUCUUCGACACUUUGGAGAAGUAUGGUUUCAAGGCUCAGGUGCGUGCUGGCUCCGAUGCUGGCACUCAACUCAUUGUUUUUGUCAAAAUCGUCUCCAAAGUUUACGAAGAUCUCGUCAAGAAGGAUUUGCUUAGAAACUUCGAGUUUGGUCUCACUGAUGACGAUGCUGCCUCGUACAACAAGCAGAGACUUAUAUACGAGUAUUUGACCUCUCUGGAGGCUCUUGGUGGUGUGGGUAUCACUCCAGGCAUCGGACAAUGGGAAUUUGUGGAAUCAGUUACAUCUUUAGAAGGCUACUUAGCUGACAGCACUUUGAGCGAACAAGCCAAAACGGAGCUUUUGCUGCCUAGCUUCUACACUGCAAAGUUCAGAGAGCUCUACGGCCCCGGCGUGGCUUUGUACUUCGACUUUGUGCGUUUCUACACCGUGGCGUUGGCUGGAUUGUCCGUUUUCGGGAUUAUUGGUUACUUGAAGUCGAAGAACUACUCAAUUGCGUUUUCUUUCAUUAACUUGAUCUGGGGCGCCGGAUUGCUCGUUUUGUGGAGAAGAAGAACCAAGUUCUUGUCGAACACCUGGGGUGUUCAAGGCGCUCUUGAUUUGGAGAGGUUCCGUUCUGAGUUGGCUGGUGCUUCCGGUGAUUUGCAAGAUACAGAACACAGGUCCGAGACUGACAAGGCCAGAUUCGUCAAACAACUUUUAUUCGUACCCGUUGCCCUUGCAUUUGGCGCAAUCUUGCUCGCCGUCCAAGGUGGCUGCUUCGUUUUGGAGAUCUUUAUUUCUGAGAUCUACGAUGGUCCAGGCAAGUUGGUUUUGACAUUGACUCCUACCAUUCUCUUGAGUGCUUUUGUUCCAGUUUUCACAAUUGUCUACUCCCUGGCUACUGAAAAGUUCAUCGACUGGGAAAAUCACCAGAGCAAUCUUACUCGCAGCCAGUCUUUUGCUAUUAAGUCAUUUUUGUUGAGCAUCAUGACAGGUUACGUUCCGCUUCUCAUCAGUGCCUUCAUUUAUUUGCCAUUUGCUCACCUUCUCCAACCCCAAUUGAUCUACAUCAAGAGAGCUAUCUCUGGCAGAAUUAGAUCUGACAGAUACGCCUACCUGUACUUGACAAAUAUCAAGUCUGAGGACAGCUUCCAGAUCAAUCAGGGCAGAUUGGACUCUCAAUACUUUUACUUCAUUGUCACAAACCAAGUCAUUGGCAGUGUCUUGAAAUUCGGCUUGCCAUUGAUCUUGACCCCUACUAUUGAGUUUGUGAAGAAGAUCAUUGGAGGUAACAAGGGUAAGGUCGAAGCUGAGGAGAACCCAGAAGAGAAACCAUAUUUGGAGCGCGUGCGUCGUGCUGUUGCUCUUCCAGAAUACUCCGUUGACGACAGUUUUAGAGACAUUGCAUUGCAAUUCGGUUAUGUCACCAUCUUCGGCUCGAUCUGGACCUUGGCUCCUCUCGUGUGCAUCUUCUUCAAUGUGCUCACCUUUAAGUUGGAAGAGUGGAGAUUGUCGAGUGGAAAGUACUUCAAACCUGUUGUGGCUAGAAAAAUUGACACCAUUUACCCAUGGAAUGUUGCUUUCUUCUUCUUGGCUUGGCUCGGAUCUAUUGUUUCGCCACUCGUUGCCUCUUUCUACCGCCAUGGUGCCAAACCACCCAAGAACUUUGGUUCCUUUGGUUUCGACAAGGCUAGUGUGAACGUUGGAUCUACUGUGGGUCUUGUCACCGUUUUGUUGUUGUCUGAACACUUAUUUUUCGUGUUGUACUUCAUUGGCGGCAAAUUGAGUGACCUUUACAAGUCGGAGAAAGAGAUUGAAAACGACAAUUUCCAGAACACCCUCAUCUUGAGAAGACAACAAUUCUCCCAGCAGAAAGUACCCGAAAUUGCCUCACCUGAUGACAGCGCUUGGUCCUCAUACGCCCCUAGCGGUGCUCUUCAGCAGGUCAAGUCCCUCCAGUUGCACGAGGUUGAGCCUCAAAAUGAAAAGAGCCAGACCGAAAACAGCCAGACCGAGAAGAGCCAAGCGGACGUCCCAGCUCAAAGUGAAGACCCUCAAAGUGAAGACCCUCAAAGUGAAGACCCUCAAAGUGAAGACCCUCAAAGUGAAGAUCAAGGUCAAAGCAAAAGUAUCGGUGAAACUAUCGCUGCUGUCGGUGCUCUGACUGGUAUUUCUCGUCUUGUUGCUUCUGACGGUGACUCCUCUGUGACUAACAAAAAGGAACUUUUGGAGAAGAAGAGAUUGGAAUUAGAGAGACUCCAGGAGGAGAAACGCAAAGAGUUGGAGGAACGUGCCGAGAAAGGAGACUCCAUCAUCGACACCGUGAACACUCGUGGCGAGUCUGCCAACGCCAUCAUAGACGACAACUCGCAUGUCCCAACUUCUGGCACAGACUACGAAAAGCACAUUGAUACCGAUGCCGCUGCAGUUCGUUCUCAGGAGGCUCAAGGUAAGCUGUCUUCUGCCGCUCCUGCCGCUGCAGGUGCUGCUGGAGGUGCUGCUGUUGCUGGAGGUGCUGCUGUUGCUGCUUCUCUGAAGGGUUCUCUGGACAAGCCAAAGAGCAACGAGUCCCUGGGAGGUCUUCCCCUGGUCGCUGAUAUGUCCCCUAGUAAUGACCCUAGGGCUGCUCUCAACAAGGAACAUAUCCUGCAAAAGAGUGCCGAAAGACUAGGUGUUGCUGGUAAGGAGGGCACUGUUGCACCUGUUGCUGAGCGUGCCGAACAGACCAAGCUUCCUGUCGCUACCGUGAAAGACGAAGAGAACGGGGAGGAUAUCGAGGCUGCUGAAGCUGAAGCUGCUGCUGCUGCUGCUGGAGCUGGUGCCGGUGCCGGUGCUGGAGCUGGUGCCGCUACCGGCGAAAGCUCUUCUGAGGCUCCUGUCGCUGAAGAAAAGACACCCUCUUCGAAACAGACUAACAACGCCGAGGGCGAAAAGACUUCAAGCCAGAACACAAGCAGCAAGAAGUCGACCGACACCAGGGCCACCGACAACUCGAGUGUUGACGAAAACGGCAAGAGGUCGUCCAGAAAAAAGAGUUUGAAGAACUUGUUGAAGAGGAAGUAA